Molecule: messenger RNA, 780 nt
Organism: Drosophila nasuta
Lineage: Eukaryota; Metazoa; Arthropoda; Insecta; Diptera; Drosophilidae
Exons: 2
Coding region: 1-780 (259 amino acids)
Source: RefSeq, a predicted model, not a curated record
AUGAGAUUCUUGGCUUGUGCAGUCCUGUUGCUUUCAGCAGCAGUUUUGGCUAAUGCAGCAGUUGGACGCAACGAGGAGCAGGAGGCGGGCGCCCAGCAAAGGUACCGAGUGUUCAAGAAAAACGAAGUGGCAAACGGCAAUGUUGAGGGUCGAUCCCUCACAAAUCUGUUGUCCCUCAAGGGCUGCUCAAAUCAAUCAUCAUCACCCACCACCACCACAACAACCAUUACGGGAACACCGACCACAACAACGGGAACUUCGGUCACAACAACAACACCAUCAGUAACUACUUCUCCUACUUCUACCUCAUCAAACCGCUCAUCGGCUCGUGAUCUGAAUAACAUCGAUGACGACGAGUCCGAUGACGAUGAGGAGAACGAUGAUGAGCUCGAUGGCCUCUAUCAGAAUGACAACCAGCACGAUGUCGUUAUCUACGAUGCCGCCAGCUUCGGUGCCAGCCAUCGUGGCUACAAUCGCCCCAACAGCAACCGCAACAGCAACAACAACAACAACGCCGCCGAUAGCACCAGACAGGUAGACUACGAGCUUCUGCGUCGCCAGGAGGAGCAGAACAAACUGUUGCGUCAACGCAUCACAUAUCUGCGCCGCCAGAACGUCCAGAACCGUCGUCGUGCCCAGCGCAAUCGUCGUGCCGAGCGUCGUCGCCAGCAGCAGAGACGUCGCCAAUUGAUCCGCAAGAAUCGCAGCAACAACCGUCGUCGCAUCAGUCGCCGCAAUCGCCGCAACAACCGUCGUCGCAACAACCGUCGCCGCAACUAG